Molecule: messenger RNA, 1780 nt
Organism: Geodia barretti
Lineage: Eukaryota; Metazoa; Porifera; Demospongiae; Tetractinellida; Geodiidae
Source: the annotation of a GenBank genome assembly
CACUCUAAAAACCUUGAAUUCAUACCUGACGUCGAGGAAUAAAACUGGUAUCUGAGGUUAUCAGCUCUUGUUGUAAAAAGUUAAAAUUGGUCCACCGCACACUUGGUCCCUUUCACACAAGAUCAAUGGAGAUGCCUAAGUCAUCAGGCUCAUUAGGGGGCGAGAGUCAUAUAUCCGGAGGAGAUAUAUACGGCACCAUUCAGGAGAACAGUCUCAUCAACCAUAAGGUGGCCCUGCCUCCCAGAGCCGCUGGAACCAUCACCUACAUCGCCCCCGCUGGCGAGUACCAACUGGAGGACAUAGUGCUGGAGACAGAGUUUGAAGGGGAGAAGUCACAGUUCAAGCUCUACCACGUAUGGCCAGUGAGACAGAUGAGGCCAGUGGUGGAGAAGCUGGCGGCCAACUACCCUCUCCUGACUGGGCAGAGGGUGCUGGAUGCUCUCUUCCCGUGUGUCCAGGGAGGUACGACGGCCAUCCCGGGAGCCUUUGGCUGUGGGUAAGACUGUCAUCUCCCAGGCUCUGUCCAAAUUCUCCAACUCGGACGUCAUCAUCUACGUGGGCUGUGGAGAGAGAGGAAAUGAGAUGUCUGAGGUGCUGAGAGAUUUCCCUGAGUUGAAGGUGGACAUCGGUGGAGUGGAGGAGAGUAUCAUGAAGAGAACAGCUCUCGUGGCCAACACCUCGAACAUGCCUGUAGCUGCCAGAGAGGCCUCCAUCUACACCGGUAUCACUCUCUCAGAGUACUUCAGAGACAUGGGCUACAAUGUCAGUAUGAUGGCUGACUCCACCUCGCGAUGGGCCGAGGCCCUCAGAGAGAUCUCCGGUCGACUGGCCGAGAUGCCUGCCGAGAAUGGAUUCCCGGCCUAUCUGGGAGCUCGACUUGCCUCAUUCUACGAGAGGGCAGGUCGUGUGGUGUGUAUUGGGAACCCUCUGAGAGAGGGCAGUGUCAGUAUUGUAGGAGCAGUGAGUCCUCCUGGAGGUGACUUCUCUGACCCCGUGACUGCACAGACCCUUAACAUCGUCCAGGUGUUCUGGGGACUCGACAAGAAGCUGGCUCAGAGGAAGCACUUUCCCUCAGUCAACUGGCUGCUCAGCUACAGCAAGUACAUGAGGGUCCUGGACGAUUUCUAUGACAAGAGCUACCCCGAGUUUGUCCCUCUUAGGGCUCAGGUGAAGGAGAUUCUACAGGAAGAGGAGGACCUUUCUGAGAUUGUGCAACUAGUCGGAAAGGGCUCCCUGGCAGAGAGUGACAAGAUCAUUCUGGAGGUGGCCAAACUCAUCAAGGACGACUUCCUCCAGCAGAACUCGUACACAACCUACGACCGCUACUGCCCGUUCUACAAGACGGUGGGAAUGCUCCAGAACAUCGUGACCUUCUUCAACCAGGCGCAGCAGGCCGUGGAGCACACGUCUCAGUCUGACAACAAGAUCACCUGGGCCACCAUCAAAGACAACCUGGGAGACAUCAUCCACCAGCUCACCAGAAUGAAGUUUAUUAACCACAAUGAGGAGGGAGAGGAAGGUGUGAGGACAAAGAUAGCCAAACUGUCAGAAGACAUGCAAGAGCAGUUUCGGAAACUGGAGGAGUGAAAACUAGUUCUGCUGCUGCUGCUGUAUGUCGUCACAUAGAAAUGAACUUUAUUUUGUAGGUAUCAUUUUUUGUGUACUGUAGGAAUUGAAAAUUGUUAUUGCUGUCGUCAGGGGGUGAUGAUGGGACGUGGGGGCGCGUAACAAUACAGUGCGCAUGCAUGCUCGUGUGCUCAGCUGCCCACGACAGGAUGCG